CCAGUCUAGGGCGCCACCGCCCACUUAGGGCUGGCCCCAGCUGGCGGCCGGGACGCGGAGUCAGGCCGGGCUGGGCGAACACACGCCAUGGCCCCGUGGCUGCAGCUCUGCUCAGUCUUCUUCACGGUCAACGCCUGCCUCAACGGCUCGCAGCUGGCGGUGGCCGCGGGCGGCUCGGGCCGGGCGCGGGGCGCUGACACCUGUGGCUGGAGGGGAGUGGGUUCGGCCAGCAGGAACAGUGGACUGCACAGCAUCACCUUGCGCUACGACAACUGCACCACUUACUUGAGCCCAGUGGGGAAACAUGUGAUUGCUGAUGCCCAGAACAUCACCAUCAGCCAGUACUCGUGCCAUGACCAAGUGGCAGUCACCAUUCUCUGGUCCCCAGGCAGCCUAGGCAUCGAGUUCCUUAAAGGAUUUCGGGUGAUACUGGAGGAGCUGAAGUCUGAGGGGAGACAGUGCCAACAACUGAUCCUCAAGGACCCCAAGCAGCUCAACAGUAGCUUCAAAAGAACUGGGAUGGAAUCUCAGCCUUUCCUGAAUAUGAAAUUCGAAACGGAUUACUUUGUGAAGAUUGUCCCCUUUCCCUCCACUAAAAAUGAAAGCAAUUAUCACCCAUUCUUCUUCAGAACCCGUGCCUGUGACCUGCUGUUACAGCCAGACAACCUGGCCUGCAAACCUUUCUGGAAGCCUCGGAAUCUGACCAUCGCACAGCAUGGUUCAGACAUACAGGUGACCUUUGACCCUGCGCCACCUGCCUUUGGCUUCCGCUUCUUCUGUCUCCACUACAGACUCAAGCAUGAAGGUCCCUUCAAGCGAAAGGCCUGCAAGCAGGAACAAAAUGCAGAGACAACCAGCUGCCUCCUUCAAAAUGUUUCUCCAGGGGAUUAUGUCAUUGAGCUGGUAGAUGACACAAACACAACCAGGAAAAUUGUGCAUUAUACCUUGAAGCCAGUGCAUUCCCCAUGGGCCGGGCCCAUCAGAGCCGUGGCCAUCACUGUGCCACUAGUGGUCAUUUCUGCAUUUGCAACGCUCUUCACUGUGAUGUGCCGUAAGAAGCAACAAGAAAAUAUAUACUCCCACCUAGAUGAGGAGAGUUCCGAGUCAUCUGCAUACUCCACAGCACUCCCUAGAGAGCGUCUCCGGCCGAGGCCAAAGGUCUUCCUCUGCUACUCCAGUAAAGAUGGCCAGAACCACAUGAAUGUCAUCCAGUGUUUUGCCUACUUCCUCCAGGACUUUUGUGGCUGUGAGGUGGCUCUGGACCUGUGGGAAGACUUCAGCCUGUGCAGAGAAGGGCAGAAAGAGUGGGUCAUCCAGAAAAUCCAAGAGUCCCAGUUCAUCAUCGUGGUGUGUUCCAAAGGCAUGAAGUACUUUGUGGACAAGAAAAACAACAAGCACAAAGGAAGCAACCGGGGCUCCGGGAAAGGGGACCUCUUCCUAGUGGCUGUGGCCGCCAUCUCAGAGAAGCUGCAUCAGGCCAAGCAGAGCUCGGCAGCAGCACUCAGCAAGUUCAUCGCUGUCUAUUUCGAUUAUUCCUGCGAGGGAGACAUCCCCAGUGUGCUGGAUCUGAGCACCAAGUACAAGCUCAUGGACAACCUUCCCCAGCUCUGCUCACACCUGCACUCCCGGGAUCAUGGCCUCCAGGAGCUAGGCCCCUACCCCGGACUCACCAGCAGGAGGAACUACUUCCGCAGCAAGGCAGGCCGCUCUCUCUAUGUGGCCAUCUGCAACAUGCACCAGCUCAUUGACGAGGAGCCCGACUGGUUUGAGAAACAGCUGGUCCCCUCACAUCCUCCCUUGCUCUGCCGCCCAGAGCCAGUGCUGGAGAAGUUUGACUCUGGAUUGGUUCUAAAUGAUGUUACGUGCAAACCUGGAACUGAGAAGGACUUCUGCUUCAAGGCGGAGGUGGCCAGCCUCGGAGGUUUGCCCACCAAGGAGCACUUGGAGGAGGGUCAGCAGUUGGGGCUGGACGACGAGGUAGAGGCAAGGCUGGGUCCUGGUGGCUGCUCAGUCCUGCAGCCCCUGCUGCACUUGGGGAAAGCCACCAGUCCCUCUGACAUGCCACGGGACUCAGGCAUUUAUGACUCGUCUGUACCCUCAUCUGAGCUGUCCCUGCCCUUGAUGGAGGGACUUUGCACAGACCACACAGAGACAUGCUCGCUGGCGGGAAGCAUGUCUUCCUCUUCAGGCCUGGGUGAGGAAGACCCACCUGCUCUUCCUUCCAAGCUUCUCAUCUCUGGAGCAUGCAGAGCAGAACCCAGUUGCCACAGCUAUGCUGACGGACUCCACGCGGUUGCCUCACUGUAACCAAACAGAAGCAUCUAAGCAUUGCCACUUUAUCUGCCUCAUCUCUCUGGCUCCCAGCUCAUCUCUCUGGUUCUAUGACCCACUUGGAGCUGCAGUCUCCAGCAAAGAUAUUUGGAGUGACACUUGGGGCCUGUCUUUGCUUUCCUCAGCCAUGCAUACUGUCAAAGCCUUCAAUUUCCUAAAACCACUGGGACUCUGAAAGACACAGCAGGAAAAGACAACAGACCAGUCUGUGGACUUGAACCAGUCUGUGGAUUUGAACCAGUCUGAGACAGCAAGGAAACCUGGAGAGAGAAGCAGUACAGAAUCCACACUGAUCAAUCAGAAUGAAUUGAUCUCUGCAGACAUCACCUGUUUGUGUUGGCCACGUACAAUUUGAAAAGCCUUGAGGGAAAAACACCUUUAGUGCCAAUUACAGCCUCAGAAAUCAA
Molecule: messenger RNA, 2738 nt
Organism: Erinaceus europaeus (western European hedgehog)
Lineage: Eukaryota; Metazoa; Chordata; Mammalia; Eulipotyphla; Erinaceidae
Gene: IL17RD
Product: interleukin 17 receptor D
Exons: 13
Coding region: 88-2307 (739 amino acids)
Molecular function (GO): interleukin-17 receptor activity
Source: RefSeq, a predicted model, not a curated record